AUGGAAGCUGCUGCUCUCCACCGCCAAGAAGACUCUCAGUUCAAGUUCUUUCCAAAACUCAAAUCGUGCCGGUCAAAUGUAGGUGGUGCUGAAGUCCAGGAGGGACCCCUUCUGCCUGAGAAGCCAUCACCAUCAUCUCACAGACUCUGCUACCUGACUAAUGGUUUGGCUCCCACAAAGAAACUCGUCAGUUGGAAGGGACCUUCUGUGGUCGGGGCUGGGCUUCAGAACCUGGGGAACACCUGCUAUGUGAACGCGGUCCUGCAGUGUCUCACAUACACACCGCCCCUUGCCAGCUCUGUGUUGUCCCAGCAGCACAAGAAAACCUGUGGGAAGCGGACAUUCUGCAUGCUGUGUGCUCUGCAGACUCAUGUGACGCGGGCCCUUGGCCAUCCUGGAGAUGUGAUCUGUCCCCUGCCAGCACUGUUCGCUGCCUUCCACACACACAAGCAGGAAGACGCCCAUGAAUUUCUGAUGUUCACUCUGGGUGUAAUGCAGCAAGCAUGCUUGCCUGAGGACAAGUCUUCAGACCGUCACUCUGAGGACACCACCCUCAUCCGUCAAAUCUUUGGGGGGUACUGGAGGUCUCAAAUCCAGUGUCUUCACUGCCAAGGCAUCUCAAGCACUUUGGACCCUUACCUGGACAUUAGCCUGGACAUUGUGGCCGCUCAGACUGUGAGCCAAGCUUUGGAGCAGUUGGUGAAACCCGAAAAGUUGGAGGGUGAAAAUGCCUAUCAUUGCAGUACUUGUCUAGGGAAGGUGCCUGCUUCCAAGACAUUGACUUUGCACACUCCCUCGAAGGUCCUUAUCCUGGUGUUGAAACGAUUCUCACAUUUCACAGGCACCAAAAUGGCUAAGGAAGUACAGUAUCCUGAGUGCCUUGACUUGCAACCCUACCUGUGUGAGCAGAGGGCAGGACCGCUGGUUUACGUCCUCUAUGCUGUGCUGGUUCAUGCUGGGUGGAGUUGUCACAGUGGACACUACUUCUGUUUCAUAAAAACUGGAAAUGGCCAGUGGUAUAAAAUGGAUGAUGCUAAGGUCACCGCCUGUGAUGUGACUUGUGCACUGAGCCAACAUGCCUAUGUCCUCUUUUACAUCCGGAAGACUGACCUGGAAAGAGAACUUGUGAGGGAGUCACUAGGGGAGGGAGCCACGUCCCCUGAGGCUGACCCCACGGGCUUGGUUGGGUUCCAAAGGGAGCCAGAAGCAGUCCAGCAUCCUGAAUUAGAGGAUCAUGUGGAAGAGACACCAGUGCCACAAAUCACAUUAGACCAGUGGAGAGUCCUCCAAGAGCGCAGCCGACCUAAGGCUGAAUUCAAUGUCAGGAAAGUAGAAUUUGCUCUUCCCGAGCAUGCAGUCAUAAUUCACCAGUCCAAAUACGAGAUGAUAAAGAAUGAUCCUGAACAAAACAUCAACCCACUCAAUACUUUAGCUAAGAACAUCGCUCAUCAGGGGGCAGGGGACAUGGGCAAAGUCCCUUGUCUGGCAGGGAGAGCUAGGGCUUCUAAGAAGAAGAGCAGGAAGGGGCGGAGGUGUAGGGAAGAAGUCCAGGAGUCUCAAUACUAA
This is a messenger RNA of Mustela lutreola (European mink), 1566 nucleotides long. RefSeq names its product ubiquitin carboxyl-terminal hydrolase 17-like protein 6. Gene Ontology annotation, biological process: protein deubiquitination; regulation of apoptotic process. The record is from RefSeq and is a predicted model, not a curated record. Gene Ontology annotation, molecular function: cysteine-type deubiquitinase activity; cysteine-type endopeptidase activity. Lineage: Eukaryota; Metazoa; Chordata; Mammalia; Carnivora; Mustelidae. Gene Ontology annotation, cellular component: cytosol; nucleus.